AUGUCAACCAGAAUUAGGAUAGCGCUUGUUGUGAAUCUGUUAUCUCUUAUAUUUUCAACAACUAUAGUUGAUUCCAAUCAGAGUACAGUACCUCUCAGAUCUUUUAAGAUAAGCGAAAAUGUUACAUAUGAUUGCAUAGAUAUUUAUAAGCAACCAGGGUUCAAUCAUCCUUUGCUCAAAACCCACAAAAUUCAGAUGAAAUCAUCAAUCUCAAGACCUGAGUUAAAGAUGCAAACUGGCAAAAACGAAACAUCUAACAAAACGAAAUUAGAAUGUCCAAAUGGAACUGUUCCUAUAUUGAGAAAUACAAAAGGAUUUGCCACUAACUCACAAAUCUUUGCUGAGAAGAAUUUUCAUUCGCUAUCAGCAGAUAGUCCUGGAAUGCAUAUUGCUGGAGUAAGAUCCAAUGGUCUAUUUCGUGGUAUACAAGCUUGGUUUAGUGCAAAUGCGCUAAACGUGGGAAAGGAUCAAGUCUCAUAUAGUCAAAUAUAUAUAGGCAGUGGAUCGGAAAACCAAGUCAAUUAUAUCUCAGCGGGUUGGAUGAUAAAUCCAAGUUUAUAUGGCGACCAACGUGUUUGGACUUUUGGAUUUUGGAAGGGCAAGGAUGGGAAAGGAUGUUACAAUACAGCAUGUUCAGGGUUUGUUCAAGUAUCAAAGGUGAUUCCAAUUGUUGAGCCCUCUGUUCUUAAGCCAGGGGUCCCCGGCUGGUUGCGUUAUUCCAUUCAUCAGGUUAUUACUUAUAAUCAGGAUAAAAAUACAGGAAACUGGUGGAUUACACAACUUAAGGAAAAUGCACCUAAUGAAGAUAUCGGUUAUUGGCCAAAAGAAUUAUUUAAUCUUCUAGACAAUGGUGCAAAUAUGGUUGGAGCUGGUGGUGUUGUUCAUGCUUCUCUUUCUGGUUCAAGCCCUCCCAUGGGUAAUGGUCUUUUACCGAAUGGAGACCCCCAGGAUUCAGGAGUUUUUACAAAUAUUGAAGUCUUGAAUUCCAACUAUGAGCAACAUAAAAUGGAUUCUUUUCCUCUAGAGAGUUUGGUAGAUAGUGUGAAAUGUUAUGGUCUAAGAAUUGGUUCGCAAUUACGAUUCCGUCAUCUCGGUUUCUUUUUCAACUAUGGUGGUUUGGGAGGGAAUGAAUGUGGAGCUUAA
Raphanus sativus (radish) is the source of this 1143-nucleotide messenger RNA. RefSeq lists its product as uncharacterized. NCBI's taxonomy places the organism in Eukaryota, Viridiplantae, Streptophyta, Magnoliopsida, Brassicales, Brassicaceae. The record is from RefSeq and is a predicted model, not a curated record. The transcript is spliced from 7 exons. The coding region runs from base 1 to 1143 and encodes 380 amino acids.